Messenger RNA from Manis pentadactyla (Chinese pangolin), 8215 nucleotides. RefSeq names its product transient receptor potential cation channel subfamily C member 4 (gene TRPC4). The transcript is spliced from 11 exons. Gene Ontology annotation, molecular function: inositol 1,4,5 trisphosphate binding; store-operated calcium channel activity; protein binding. Bases 559 to 3468 code for a protein of 969 amino acids. Gene Ontology annotation, cellular component: membrane; cation channel complex. The record is from RefSeq and is a predicted model, not a curated record. Gene Ontology annotation, biological process: manganese ion transport; calcium ion transmembrane transport; regulation of cytosolic calcium ion concentration. Lineage: Eukaryota; Metazoa; Chordata; Mammalia; Pholidota; Manidae.
AGAGCAUAAACUAUUGAGAAAGAGAAAUUUACAAAUAGGAAAAGUGAUAUGUUCUUGACUUACGUAAAUACUCCAAAAAACCCUCAACGCUUGUGAACUAAGGAGGGUAAAAGCUAACCAAGCAGGACUCUGAUUUUGUGCUUUGGCGUCCGCGGGCGGGUGCGGGCUUGCCGCCUCCCCAACACUCCCUCGGGGAACAUUCUUGGGCAGAGACCAGCCCUGCUCGCGGUGGGAACCCCUGGCUCCCAGGGGGCGUCACCCCGCGGCUGGGACCGGGGAGCAGCGCCGCGCAUCUGUUGCACACGCGCAAGGCUGGAGCGGGCGGGUGCGGGGACCCUCGGCCGCAGCGGCUCAUCCCAGGCAUUGGGGAAAUAACCCCGCGGAGGCCGAGGGUCCCGGCCCGGCGGUCGCAGCCAGGAUCCCGCACGGACGCCCCCCAGGUCGACAAACGGACCCGCGCGUCGUGGGGCCGCGAGCAGCCCAGCCCCGGUGAGCGCCGAGCUGGGAACCGCCGCGUCUCAGUGACAGCGAGGACAGAGAAGUAGCAUGGCAUGAAACAUGGCUCAGUUCUAUUACAAAAGAAACGUUAAUGCACCCUACAGAGAUCGCAUCCCGCUAAGGAUAGUCCGGGCAGAAUCGGAACUUUCGCCAUCAGAAAAAGCCUACUUAAAUGCCGUGGAAAAGGGAGAUUAUGCAAGUGUCAAGAAAUCCCUAGAGGAAGCUGAAAUUUAUUUUAAAAUCAAUAUUAAUUGCAUUGACCCUCUUGGAAGGACCGCGCUCCUCAUCGCAAUCGAAAAUGAGAACUUGGAGCUCAUUGAACUACUGUUAAGCUUUAACGUCUACGUUGGAGAUGCUCUGCUACACGCCAUCAGGAAAGAAGUCGUCGGGGCCGUUGAGCUGUUACUGAACCACAAGAAGCCCAGUGGGGAAAAACAGGUGCCCCCCAUUCUCCUCGAUAAGCAGUUCUCAGAAUUCACCCCGGACAUCACCCCGAUCAUCUUGGCAGCCCACACCAACAACUACGAGAUAAUCAAACUGCUGGUGCAGAAGGGCGUCUCGGUGCCCAGGCCGCACGAGGUCCGCUGUAACUGCGUGGAGUGCGUCUCCAGCUCGGACGUGGACAGCCUCCGCCACUCCCGCUCCAGACUCAACAUCUACAAGGCCUUGGCCAGCCCCUCCCUCAUCGCCCUGUCCAGCGAGGACCCUUUCCUCACAGCCUUCCAGUUAAGUUGGGAGCUCCAGGAACUCAGUAAGGUGGAGAAUGAGUUCAAGUCGGAGUAUGAGGAGCUGUCACGACAGUGCAAGCAAUUUGCCAAGGACCUGCUGGACCAGACACGAAGCUCCAGAGAGCUGGAGAUUAUCCUCAACUACCGAGAUGACAACAGUCUCAUCGAAGAACAGAGUGGGAACGAUCUCGCCAGACUGAAGUUGGCCAUUAAGUACCGCCAGAAAGAGUUUGUGGCCCAGCCCAACUGUCAGCAACUGCUGGCCUCUCGCUGGUACGAUGAGUUCCCAGGCUGGAGGAGAAGACACUGGGCGGUGAAGAUGGUGACGUGCUUCAUCAUAGGGCUGCUUUUCCCUGUCUUCUCCGUGUGCUACCUGAUAGCUCCUAAAAGCCCGCUUGGACUGUUCAUCAGAAAGCCGUUCAUCAAGUUCAUCUGCCACACAGCGUCCUACUUGACUUUUUUGUUCCUGCUGCUGCUCGCCUCUCAGCACAUCGACAGGUCAGACCUGAACAGGCAAGGUCCGCCACCAACCAUCGUCGAGUGGAUGAUAUUACCGUGGGUCCUGGGUUUUAUAUGGGGAGAAAUUAAACAAAUGUGGGAUGGUGGACUUCAAGAUUACAUCCAUGAUUGGUGGAAUCUAAUGGAUUUUGUGAUGAACUCCUUAUAUUUAGCAACAAUCUCCUUGAAAAUCGUUGCAUUUGUAAAGUACAGUGCUCUUAAUCCACGAGAAUCUUGGGACAUGUGGCACCCCACUCUGGUGGCUGAAGCUUUAUUUGCUAUCGCAAACAUCUUCAGUUCCCUGCGCCUGAUUUCUCUGUUUACCGCAAAUUCUCACCUGGGGCCUCUGCAGAUAUCUCUGGGAAGAAUGCUGCUGGACAUUUUGAAGUUUCUGUUCAUAUACUGCCUUGUGUUGCUAGCAUUUGCAAAUGGCCUAAAUCAGUUGUACUUCUAUUAUGAAGAAACAAAAGGGUUAAGCUGCAAAGGCAUACGAUGUGAAAAGCAGAAUAAUGCAUUUUCAACGUUAUUUGAGACACUCCAAUCCCUGUUUUGGUCCAUAUUUGGGCUCAUCAAUCUGUACGUGACCAACGUUAAGGCUCAGCACGAGUUCACGGAGUUUGUCGGUGCCACCAUGUUUGGGACGUACAACGUCAUCUCUCUGGUUGUCCUCCUCAACAUGCUAAUAGCUAUGAUGAAUAAUUCUUACCAACUUAUUGCUGACCAUGCAGAUAUAGAAUGGAAGUUUGCACGAACCAAGCUGUGGAUGAGUUACUUUGAAGAAGGCGGUACUCUGCCUACGCCCUUCAAUGUCAUCCCGAGCCCCAAGUCCCUCUGGUACCUGAUCAAAUGGAUGUGGACACACCUAUGCAAGAAAAAGAUGAGAAGAAAGCCAGAAAGUUUUGGAACAAUAGGGAGGCGAGCUGCUGAUAAUUUGAGAAGACAUCACCAAUAUCAAGAAGUUAUGAGGAACCUGGUGAAGCGAUACGUCGCCGCGAUGAUCAGAGAUGCCAAAACCGAGGAGGGCCUGACCGAAGAGAACUUUAAGGAACUGAAGCAAGACAUCUCCAGCUUCCGCUUUGAGGUCCUGGGGUUACUUCGAGGAAGCGGCCUGCCCGCCGUGCAGGCGGGGAAGGAGGCCUCCCACCCGGCCGACCCGGGCGAGAGGAGCGACGGCGAAGGGGGCGCCAGGGACAAGCGGCGGAACCUGAGCCUCUUCGACCUGACCACGCUGAUCCACCCGCGGUCGGCAGCCCUCGCCUCCGAGAGGCACACGGUCAGCAACGGCGCGGCCCUGGUGGUGCAGGAGCCCCCCAGGGAGAAGCACCGGAGGCUGAACUUCGUGGCGGACAUCAGGAACUUCGGGUUGUUUCACAGACGAUCCAAACAGCACGCGGCCGAGCGGAGCGCACACCCAGUCUUCUCCGUCUCCGGAGAGGUGGCCCGGCGACAGGCGGACAGGCGGCCCGAGAGGGGCAGCCAGCUGGACUCUGCAGGGUUCGCCCCCCGGGGGGACCUGAGCAUCCCUGGCCUGGGUGAGCAGUGCAUCCUCGUCGACCACCGAGAACGGAGCACGGACACCCUGGGUCUGCAGGUAAGCAAGAGGGUGUGUGCGUUCAAGUCGGACAAGGAGGACACGGUCCCCAUCAUACCCAAGGAGAAGCGUGCGAAGGAAGGGGACUCCAGCCUGGACUAUCACGUGGCGGACACGGUCACCCACGGAGAGUACGUGACCACAAGACUAUGACACUUGAAGGAGAAAGCGGUCAUCAUCCUAUACAUAUUUUCCAUAGUGGUCUGGGUGGGGGGUGGGGGGAUGUUUAAAAAGUAAAUUUGCAAAUGCUGACUUACACUUUAUAGCGUUCAUCCACAGCGUUAUAUUAACAUGUAACAUGUUUGGAUAAGGCGAAGGCUACCAAAAACUCUUCGUGGCCUGCUUUGGCUUCCACAGAUUGUUUCACAGUUUUUUUUUGGUUGAUAAAUAAAAACGCACCUCAUAUUCUUGUAUGGUUGCAAUGACCCACAGGAAAUUUUUAGCUAUCUUUUUCAUAACGAAUGCAACUGGUUCCAUGUGGUAGGUGACUCCUAUUAUAGAUAUUUUUAUAUGUAAAACAUAAUGUAGCUGAUUAGAGCUUUUCAUAAUUUUUUAGGGUCUUGAAAGAUGGUUACUUAUCAAGGACUUUCACUCGAUCCUACCGUUUAGCUUUAAAACACAAAUAAUACCAAAUUCUUUCUUAAGUAUGUGUACAGACAGUACACCAUUAGAACAAACAUGGAGACAUGAACAAAUCCUCUUAAAAUGGAAGAAAGGUAUACUUUGUAGAGUUCUAGGAUGCCCACGUUUUCCUCUCAGUAAGUAAAAGAAAUGUCUGACAUAAUACAUUUUGAUGAUUGAUAAUUUUUUAUAACAUUUUGUCAGAAAAAAGUUUAAGUUUUUUUUUUUAAUGAACUUUUCAGGUUCAACUGCUCAUCAGUGUUAAUGUGAGGCUUUAUGAAACAUGGAAGUUCAAGAAUAUGGCAAAAGUUGUCAAUGCUAAAACGGAAUAACAAUAAAUUAGAAUAAUUUAAGUACCUUACAAAGUGAGAUGAUUGCAUACUCAUAACAUCCAGAUGAAAAUGAAUUCAUUCAGACAGUCUAAAUCCAAAGUUAAAUUCUGUUUUUAAGCAGGGCAAUACUGUUGCCAGUUCAAAAGAAGUCCAAAAACCUAGUAGUUUCCUCUUCUUUCUCUACUGACUGAUUUCUUUAAAAUUAAAAUCCACCAAAAAAUCAUUAUUAAUUUUAUUAAUAGAUAUAGAUAUGUAGUUUUCCCCACAGGGACAACAUUCUCUAGUUCUUGUUUCCUCUGUUGUUUUCAAUAUAGUUAACUUCAUUAUACUCAUUUGCUGAGCUACUAGAAGGAAACUGUUUUCACCUGAUAUAAAAAAGGCACUGGCAACUUUUUCAAGCUGAAAUUAUAUAACCUGUAUCUAUUUAAGCCACCAUGGAAACAGAACUCGCCUCACACAUGCCGUUAGUAUUUAUUUCAAAUCCAUAGAAAUAUGCUGAGUUCAUUUUGCUGCAAAAAUUACCUCCAUGGACUAGACAGAUUGGACAAGAUUUAGCAUAUUGACUAUAAAGUGCAUCGUGUCACAAAACCUAGUUUCUCACUGCCAAACACCAAAAGGAGGGAACAGCAACGACAGUGCCCAGCCUCUGCUCUCUGUGUUCAGCAUGUGAACCGCUCGGAACAACCACUUGAAGUAGUGACUGUUCUUCUCCCCACUUUAUAGGUGAAGAAACAGGUGAACCCUAACUAGGCUGAGGUUCACAGCUAGCGAUGGAGCUGUAAUGUGUCCAGGGCCACGGCUUUAGCCCCAGUACUGAAGAGCCUCUCAGAACAGAACCAGACCAAGCAAAAAACAUGUGCACAUGUAGGCAUUAUUCUUGCCACUCCUGAAAUGCUGUAUUUUGAGUGAGAAUAAGUUUGGUAAAUGACCUAAGUUUGUGUUCCUUCUUGUGAAGCAAGAAGAACAUGCAGAAUUCAAGGUGUGAUGUAUUUGAUUCUUUAGAUUCAAUUACAUUAUAGAAGUUAGUAGAUUUUAAAAAAACAUAUUUGAUAUGAGAUAUCACUGUUCAGCUUGACAUGCUGGCUUUUAGCGUUCAGAAAAGCCAGAGACUCUGAGAUGUGGCUCAUUUCUCACUAUGGUUUGUCUUAGGAUUUAGAAAUGGGCUGGGUAGGUUUGAAGAACUACAACAGCUCAGUAAAUGUCCUUUAUGCUUUAAGCACACCUUUAUCUCAAGUACAUUGGGACUCAGAAUUAGUCCUGGGGAUAGCGAAAUUCUCAAAUUAUUCUAAAUUGGACAUACAGUAGUGGGGGAAUUGUAUGUCUCAUCUCAGUACUUGGGAUGUUUUCGAUGAUUCCUUUUUUUCUGCCUCUGGGUAUUUUUUGCAGUUAUUUUUCUUUGUUUUUUCAAAGUAAAGACCAUAUACAUCAGCAUUACAUAUACUUAACCAGAAUUUAAUCUCAAAUGUUCUCUGUUUCUACAAAUAACACCACCAAUAAAAGCGACAACGGUUUUUUGCCCUGGGAGCUUAUUUAUAUCAGGAGUUUGGGUGCUGACACUUUACAGGUGAACACAGUGGUUAACGGGGAUUUGAAGCCAGGAACACCCUGCUUUUCAGUGUUCGGAAAAGGAUGCUUUCUAACAGUCCUCAGAUGACACUGACAGAUGCAUUUAUGAGUUUGAAGAAAGUACUGGAUACUGUUAGAACCAGAUGUCCUAGAAUCGAAUAUUAUUCUAAAUAUGUAGUGAUACUAGGUAGCAUUAAUGAAGAGAAACAGUAGGGGAAGAAUAAUAAAACAGAACAACAGCACGAUUGCAAGUGAAGGAAUGAUGUUUUCUGAGAUCCUUAAGUGAGUAAUUGGGGUCUCUUUCCAUUUCUAUCUACAUUUUAUCAACAGAAAUUCUCAAACACCAAAGAGAGAACUGGCAUCACACCUUCCUGUGACCCUUGCCCCCCUGAUACUGCUGAUGCUCACCUUCAUUUAUUUACUUUUUCUUUUUUUGCCAGGGUUGGGUGGAAGACUGUCUAGAAAAUUCAGUUUAACUUGAAAAGAAUUAGGUUACAUUCAUAGCACUUCAUUUAUCAUAGAUACAUUUUGGAAAACCCAUUUACAAGAAAGAAAUGCCAUAAAGAUGUACCUUACUGUCUGUGGUAGAUAUAUUCCUAAAAAUAUCUGUACCAAUAAGUUCUACAUUAACCUCAGUAGGAAAACUGGCUUAUGUAAAACGAUGUUUUUUUUGUAAAACGAUGAAUUAUUUUUCAAAGUGAUAGAAUCAUCCUCAAAAUGUAACUGUUUCAUAAGUUGGAUAUUUGUAUAUCAAAUUUUCUUAAAUUAGAUAUUUUAUUUACUGGCUGGCAAUUAAAUUCUGCAAAAGCAUACUCACUUUCUUGCCUUGACCCGGAUAGCAACUUGACACACUUUACUAAUUAAAUACACAAGCCCAAACAAUGACAUUUCUUAGUUAACUAUUGGGAGGGUAAAGGAAGAAACUGAUGAAGAUUUAAGGAUAGGAAAUUUAUCAUAUUAUUCUCAAAGAAGCAGUCAAUUUUCCAGCCAAGGUGGAAGGAAUAUAGGUAACAAGUGAUAUGAAAAUGCAUGCCCCUAAUAUUCAAUAAUUCUGGGGAUUAGAUGCAUGAAUGCUUGUCCAGUCCCCCGGGGAUUACUGAUGAGCACACAUCAAGGACUGAAAUCUGCCCCUUCUUAGUUCAUGCGUGUGUUGUGUUUGAAGUAGAACCUUCAACAGUUGACACAAUUGCCAGUUUAAACGGGUUAGACAUUACCCCUGAAAAUCGGCCUAGCAAAAACCAUGGGUGUCUGCAAAUAUGUUUACAAUGACUCAAAUGUUUAAAAAUCCAAAUUUAUGAAUAGGUUUCACAAUUUUGAAAAUUCUUUCUGCAGUUUGGCCUUACUUAAUUCUUUUCUUAAUUUUCCAAACUUCAGACCUCCCAGUGUAAGCACAGAAUUUAGAAAUUUAGUAUCUCUGGCAGUUUCUUAAAUUCAACUUCAAAUAUACUAUUCCAAUUAUUUCAAAAUGUUACAAGGCAUUUUGUUUACACAGUGUUACCACAUGACUUUUAAAAAUGUUUUAGAACCAUAUUAAAUAAGUUUGCCAUAGAUAAUGGGAGAAACUAGGGCUCAGGGCACCCCUGCAAUUAUCCCCAUUUACCCAGCUGCCCAGUGGUUGCGUUAAAGCUUAAAGAAAGAAACUCGGAUGAGCCAUCAGGUCAUAAGUGACUUGGAUGAUGAGUUUUUAUUUCUGUGGAAUUUUGUUUUCUUUACCAUCUCCUGCAGUAUCUAAUACUUAUAGUUGUUCAAACUUUUCACACAAAAAUUCAGAAUUAAUAUAUUACCUGCAUUUCCUACAAAAUGGUGUUCACAGAUUUUUUUUAAGAGCUAGUUCUUCAAUGUUUUCUAAAUACACUGUUCCUCGUUUUUGCUUUAGCUGUACCUUUGUAAUAAUUCUAUAUGCACAGUGGUAAUAAUUAUAGGUAUUAAAUAAUAUUAAGCCUUUUCAACUGAAAAAUGAUAGAGCUGAGAAAUAUGAAGCUGAACCAAGACUGAGGCCACGGGCCCAGGGCCAGGCAAUGCCGCGCUCUCCCCGAGCUGUCUCUGCCAAGGAAAUUCAUCCAAAGCCAUCAGUGUGUUCCAGAGCUGCACUGUCUGUCCAGUACGUUAUGUGCACUGACUUCCUUUCAGGCAUCCGUGUACUUAGGCUUCAUUCACUCUCAGGAAUAACUCACUGGGUUGCUUCAGCAUUCAGAAUGCAAAACGCCCUGGUGGUCUGGGGAAAGGCAGAAAGCUGCUGACUUUUCAUAGCUGCUGUGGAGUGACUGCAAAUCGGGCAUUUCAUUCAUUUAAAGGCCUGAUAUUAGAAACUUCUGGCUGAAACUGUUCCAUCUAGCUCUAAAAUACUGAAGCUUGCUACAUCAUCUUUCUAUGGCUAGAAG